Molecule: messenger RNA, 1495 nt
Organism: Hippopotamus amphibius kiboko
Lineage: Eukaryota; Metazoa; Chordata; Mammalia; Artiodactyla; Hippopotamidae
Gene: SDR39U1
Product: short chain dehydrogenase/reductase family 39U member 1
Exons: 5
Coding region: 536-1159 (207 amino acids)
Source: RefSeq, a predicted model, not a curated record
GAAGGCAGGAAGGGGGAGUGGGAGGAGGCACAGUUUAUGCAAAGAAGAUGUAGCCAGAAAUUGAGAGCUAAGAGGCCGUUUCUGAGCGAGGGCACCAUCUCGUGCACAGGCAGCCUGGCCUUGGCCUCAGAGCACUGGAAGCCGAAUCUCCCUAAGCUCUGUGACCUGUGUCACCUAGCAUCGCGGGGAGGGGGCGAGAAGGAGGGGAGAAGUCUGGAGUCAGAUGGAGGGCACCAGAGAAGGGGCCACAUGCGGGGGCAGAAGCCGCCCCCGGGAGGAUAAACACCUCGCAUUUUCUGAUCAGGUGGCGGGACGGGCUUCAUCGGGACAGCCCUAACCCAGCUGCUGAAGGCCAGGGGCCACGAAGUGACGUUGGUUUCCCGAAAGCCGGGGCCCGGUCGGAUCACGUGGGUCAGCCGGCCCCUGCAGCUGACAUCCUUCAGAGCAGAGGGAGGAGAGGGCCGACUCUGACGAGAACCAGUGGAAUGAAGCCUUCCAAAAAGAGGUUCUCAGCAGCCGCCUGGAGACCACCCAAAUGCUGGCUGAAGCCAUUGCUAAGGCCCCACACCCCCCCCAGGCCUGGGUCUUAGUCACAGGUGUAGCUUACUACCAGCCCAGCCUGACUGCUGAGUACGAUGAGGACAGCCCAGGAGGGGAUUUUGACUUUUUCUCCAACCUUGUAACCAAAUGGGAAGCUGCAGCCAGGCUUCCUGGAGAUUCUACACGUCAAGUGGUGGUGCGCUCUGGGGUUGUGCUGGGCCGUGGAGGUGGUGCCAUUGGUUACAUGCUCCUGCCUUUCCGCCUGGGCCUGGGGGGCCCCAUCGGCUCAGGCCACCAGUUCUUCCCCUGGAUUCACAUUGGAGACUUGGCGGGAAUCCUGGCUCACGCCCUUGAAGCAAGCCACGUGCAAGGGGUCCUGAAUGGAGUGGCUCCAGCCUCUUCCACUACCAAUGCUGAGUUUGCUCGGGCCUUGGGUGCAGCCCUGGGCCGCCCAGCCUUCAUCCCUUUCCCCAGCACUGUGGUCCAAGCUGUCUUUGGGCGAGAACGUGCCGUCAUGCUGCUGGAGGGCCAGAAGGUGGUCCCACGGCGGACACUGGCUGCUGGCUACCAGUAUUCCUUCCCAGAGCUGGGGGCCGCCUUGAAGGAAGUCAUAGCCUAAGUGGAGGAGGCUCAAGGCAGAGCCUGAGGCCUGUCCCUCAGCAGAGGCUUCCUAGUGAGAGACUGCAUAAGCUCAGGUUCUCCUCUACUUGAGACCUGAAACCAUCUGCUUCUUAGGGAGUCCUCGUUCUUUCUCAUUGACCUGUUGCCCCACCUUAUUUAACUGAGACUGUCCGCUGUUUCAAGGUUGCAAUCUCAUCAAAUCAGGACCUUAACCUCUUCAACUCCUCGUAAAGAAAUUGCCAGGUUUGGUUUCCCUGCGGGUCCUGUUCCUGUCCCAUUUCUCCUUUUUGCUGUGUAGGGAAUGUUCUGCAGUUUAGGCAAUAAAAAUAAAUUA